UGGAGAACCCCACAUCCCCGCGGUGGAAGGGGGCGAACUCCGUUUGCCCCCCCCUCAGACCAAACAAGCUGGAAGGUGCCGCCUGACCAGAAACCUUGUCUAUCCGCUCGAGUCCACUUACAAUAAUAAUACCUUCUCAAUGGCACCCGUAAUUCUCGAUUCAAAUUCUCUAAGAAAUGUCUAGGGCAACACGACGCUCGCAAAUGUCACGAGCCGACUCUCUGUCAGUCAAGGGAUGGGCAGGCAUGUCAAUAGCAUCCUAGUGGCCAUGGCCGGACUCGACGGUCAAGCAAACGCCGGGUACAAUGCCCGCAUCGAAAGCUUCAGAGAUGACGAGUAUCCCAUGCUAAAUGGCUCCAUCUAUCUCGACCAUGCUGGGACAACACUCUAUCCCAAGUCCCUGAUGGAGGACUUUGCCCGGGUCAUGACAUCGGCCUUGUUGGGAAACCCCCACUCCGCCUCAGCCUCAUCUCAGUUGUCAACCGCGCGGAUAGAGGACAUCCGUUUGCGUGUGCUGCGUUUCUUCAACGCUGAUCCGGCCGCAUUCGACCUUGUGUUUGUGGCCAAUGCGACUGCUGGAAUCAAACUAGUUGCCGAGGCAUUGCGGGCUGCCCCCUGUGGGUUCAACUACGCGUAUCAUCAGGCGAGCCACACCAGCCUUGUCGGGGUCAGGGAAGAGGCUCAUGAUAGUGUCUGUCUUGACGACGAUAAGGUUGACAAGUGGCUUAGCGGAGACUGUCCAUUCGGGAACGACAGGGACGACCGCCCAGUUUUAUUUGCCUACCCUGCGCAGUCCAACAUGAAUGGGCAGCGGUAUCCCUUGAGCUGGGCCGCGAGGGUCCGCUGCGCAGGGAGGAAGACAUACACCCUGCUGGACGCAGCUGCCCUAGUCUGCUCCGCCCCGCUCGACUUAAGCCAGGCAGACACGGCUCCCGACUUCACCGUGCUCAGCUUCUAUAAGAUCUUCGGGUUCCCUGAUUUGGGCGCGUUGAUUGUGAGACGGGAGGCAGAGGAAGCGUUCAACUCGAGGAAGUACUUUGGCGGAGGCACUGUCGACAUGGUCGUGUGCUUGAAAGAACAGUGGCACGCCCCGAAAACUCAGUUUCUCCAUGAGCGCCUGGAGGACGGGACAUUGCCAAUCCACAACAUUAUCGCCUUGGAUCCAGCGCUGGACGUGCAUAAGCGUCUCUUCGGCUCAAUGCGGGACGUAGCUUCACAUACGUCAUUUCUGGCAAAACGACUCUACAGGGGCCUCAGAUCAUUAAGGCACGGGAAUGGCAAGCCGGUUUGUGUGCUAUACUCGUGCGACCCAGAGUCAGUGGGAGAUGGGCUUGGAAGUGGCCCUGUCAUUGCUUUCAACAUCCGUGACGGCCUAGGAUCUUGGGUGAGCUUGGCCGAGGUCGAAAAGCUCGCUUCGCUAAAAGGCUUUCAUAUUCGCACCGGCGGGGUUUGCAAUCCCGGCGGCAUUGCCUCCGCACUCGGCCUCGAGCCGUGGGAGAUGAAGCAGAACUUUAGCUCGGGGUUUCGGUGCGGGACGGAUAACGAUAUCAUGGCUGGGAACCCAACCGGUAUUAUCCGUGCAAGUUUAGGCGCCAUGAGUACCAUCGCGGAUGUCGACAGCUUCGUUGCGUUUGUUGCGGAGUUCUAUCGAGAUACUUCGCCGAUUCUGGCCCCUCCACAGCUGGAAACGCUGCCUUCUGGAACACGGCUCCAAAUUCACAGCAUAACCAUCUAUCCGAUCAAGAGCUGCGGCGGCUUCCGGAUUCCCCCAGGUGUCGAAUGGGAAGUCAGGCCUGAGGGGCUCGCCUGGGAUAGGGAAUGGUGUCUGGUGCACCAGGGCACCGGGCAGGCAUUGAAUCAGAAACGCCACCCUAAGAUGGCGCUUAUACGUCCGUCGCUCGAUUUCGAGAAGGGGCAGCUACGUGUCAUUUACGCAGGACACACAUCAUCUCAUGUUUCCCGGGAAGUCAGCAUACCACUUUCCAAAAUCCCCUCGCUUUUCAGCGCCUCAUUUUCGUCCUCGAGAUUGCCCCGAGUGUGUGGCGAGGAGAUUCAGGCGCAAACAUAUUCAUCCCCGAUCAUCAACCGCUUCUUCUCCGACCUCCUCGAGGUGCCGUGUCUACUCGCUCGGUUUCCCGCUGGCGGGCAAGGGAAAAGCAUGCGGCACUCCAAAGCCCACCUCCAGAAGCACCAGCUCGAACAACCACCACCAACAACCGGACCGGGCCUCCCAGGCUCAUUCCCACCGUCACCUCCGGACUCAGAUGUCGAGAAGGCUGUCUCGCGACGAAUUCUUCUCUCCAACGAAAGCCCAAUCCUCGCCAUCACUCUUCCCAGCGUUGACGCCCUGAACCGGGAGAUCCAAGCCGCCAAGCCCGGCACAAAGGAGAUUUCUGCUGCGGUCUUCCGAGCUAAUAUCGUCAUCGCACCUGCUGCUCCUGACACUAGCAUAACGCCGUAUGCCGAGGACUCAUGGUCAGGCGUCAAAAUCGGCCAGCAGCAGCUCAUGUUCGAAAUGUUAGGUGCAUGCAGGCGGUGCCACAUGGUCUGUAUUAACCAAGAGACGGCGGAGAAAAGCGAGGAGCCGUUUGUGACGCUGUCCAAGACGAGACGGUUUGAUGGCAAAGUGUUCUUUGGAGUCCAUAUGUGUUACAGUGAAGGCCAAGGCAGAAAGUCCCCUAUGGUAAGGGUUGGGGAUGUGGUUGUGCCCGAGUGGCGGCGCGAGGAAUAAAUCGUCCGCGGGGUGUGAUCUUCUGUGGACGCUCGAGUCAGUUGCCAAUGGACAGAGGACGUGGCGAUUAAUCUUCUGCCAAGAUGUAAGUAGCCCGUUGCGGUUUGGUAUCGAUUUCAGCAAGCGACCCUUGGGAUCUGGAACUGUGCAGGCGACCGAGUUGGCAAUAGCAUACCGGCUCCCCUUGCUUAGUUAUUUGUUUUGAA
Molecule: messenger RNA, 2937 nt
Organism: Thermothelomyces thermophilus ATCC 42464
Lineage: Eukaryota; Fungi; Ascomycota; Sordariomycetes; Sordariales; Chaetomiaceae
Exons: 2
Coding region: 269-2731 (820 amino acids)
Biological process (GO): Mo-molybdopterin cofactor biosynthetic process
Molecular function (GO): molybdenum cofactor sulfurtransferase activity; pyridoxal phosphate binding; molybdenum ion binding
Source: RefSeq, a predicted model, not a curated record